This is a messenger RNA of Phaedon cochleariae (mustard beetle), 2191 nucleotides long. Lineage: Eukaryota; Metazoa; Arthropoda; Insecta; Coleoptera; Chrysomelidae. The record is from the annotation of a GenBank genome assembly.
GGCAUCCAUUUUUGUUGCGUAAGAAUCGUAAGAUUGUUCUUCUCGGUUUGGCGUGCUGCUGGCUUCUUCCUCAUUUUUGACUUCUUCUGAACUAAUAUUUUUGAUCUUUGCCUGAAUAAAGAAACCGAAGAAUUUUCUUCGCCAUAGACCAUCGGUGUCCAAGUGCCAUAAUGGUGGAUAUUGUAGAUGGAUUUUUAGGUUUUCCUAGGGAACCUAAAGAAGAGGUGUUGUCUUGCACGAAAUGCGAUUAUGAAAGUAAAAAUAUUGAUGAACUUGAUGAACAUCUUCUGGUUUUUCACGAUAUCGAUGAAGAUCAAGACAACAAAUUCGAAAUUGUGAAAGAGAAACCCAAAGAGAUACCAAAAAAGAAGAUAAGAACCGAUGUGAAAAAAUGGAUUUCUAAUUUCAAUACUCUGGGCAAAAUUCCCAGAGGUAAAGUUAUAAUAAGAAAAAUCGAACCUCGAUUUCAAAUAACCAACGAAGUUAUUGAAGAUAUUGAUCACAAAAAACUACUCAAACCACCUAAACUCAAAGAAAUACCUAGAGAUGCCCCUACUCGAAAAAGAGGAAGGUUGUUACCAAAUGGAGAGAGGUUGCAUUGUUGUAGGACCUGCAGUUUUACAACUACUAUUAAAAGUGAAUUACCCAAACACAGAUAUGCUGCUCAUUCAGAUUCAAUCAUCUACAGAUGUUCACAGUGUCCUUAUGAGACAAGACGAAAGAAUGAUAUGCCAAAACAUAUGCUGGGUCAUUGUGAUAAUGGUAUUGUCUUGCAAGAUGUCACUAGUGUGUUAAUUCAUUUAGGAGGAGGAUAUGCAGGGGAAGUUGAAAGGAAGUGUGAUCUACCAAAACACCAGCUGUGCCACACACCAACUGACUCCAUCAAUCUCUACAAGUGUCAGUUCUGCGUUUAUGUCAGCAAAAGGAAGGGGGACCUGGCCAAGCACAUGUGGAACCACAGCGAGGAAGAGCACUGUUUCAUGACCCUGUUCAAUUGUACAGAAUGCGAGUAUGUCUCUAAGAGGAAAAACGAUCUGCACAAACACAUGCUGGUGCACAGUGACAGAAAUGUUUCUGAGGUCUUCAAGUGUCAGAAGUGUCCCUACGCCUCCGAUAAGGUGGUGAAAUUCUCGAAACACGUGCUCAGCCAAUGCAAGAAGUGGGACGACAGCGUCAGCCUCGACCACCUCAGGCUCGAAGACAUCCUCGAUGGCGUCGACGACGAAGACUAUCACGUGGUCAUCGACGAGAGAGAGGGAAGAGCGCUGAAGAAGACGUUCGUUAACGUACAGGAAGAGGAAGCAGGGGAGGAGGAGGAGGAAUACGAGUAUGUGGAGGAGAUCGAAGGGGAGGUGGUGGUGGAGGAUCAGAUCGUGGGGUACAUAGAAGAAGGGGAACAGUUGGAAGGGGAGGUGAUUGAAGUGGCUGAAGGUGACAUAUACCAGGAAGAGGACGAAUACGUGACAUAUGAAGAAACCGAAAACGGGGAAUAUGUGCAGGUACAGAAUCAAGGGAAGGAUGCAACUCGGGGGGUGUUCAAAAUCAAUCUGGGGGAGUUUUCUGUUGAUGUCGAUCAAAACCAGCAUUAGAGGGAGGGAGAAGGCUGAAGCUAUAAAGUCCGUUUUGCUUCGUUUUUUUUUUGUAAAUUUUGUCAGUGCCAUUACAGGAAAGUGGUUUUGGAUGCUCACUGUUCUUAAAUCUUUUUUCUUUGAAUUUUUUGAAAUUGAACCUUUCUUAUCAAAUUAUAUAAAAUAUUUUUCUUGAGAGUAUAGUAUUGAGUAUUCAACGCAAUUUCAAACAAUUUCCUAAUGAAGGAACCAUGAAGUUUCUGUAGCUCAAUCAAUGAUAGAUACAGACGGAUGCAAAGAACAUGUCGCGGUUGGAUGGUGUUAGGGCUCUUAUUCUAUAGGAUUGAGUAGAAGUGCUUUCUCCGCCCAUGUGCGACAUUUCAUUUGCAUCUGACUGUACAUUGUAUAAAAUACCAUUAUUAUUAUGUAGUAAUAUUGUUAAUAUUAGUAGCUUCAAUAUUGGAUGUCAAAUGUUUCAUUGUAAUAAUUAUUAUUGUACUAUCAUAAUCUGUUAUUCAGAUGUAAAUAUAAUGGAAAUUGUAGAGGGUAGUUAUGUUUUCAUCUGUCAAUAUUUAAGUUUAUAACAAUAAAUUCUUGUACAGUAGUUUUUUAAGCCUUUAUAA